Gymnogyps californianus (California condor) is the source of this 2041-nucleotide messenger RNA. RefSeq names its product RNA binding protein, mRNA processing factor 2 (gene RBPMS2). Gene Ontology annotation, molecular function: protein homodimerization activity; mRNA binding. NCBI's taxonomy places the organism in Eukaryota, Metazoa, Chordata, Aves, Accipitriformes, Cathartidae. The record is from RefSeq and is a predicted model, not a curated record. The transcript is spliced from 8 exons. Gene Ontology annotation, biological process: negative regulation of smooth muscle cell differentiation. The coding region runs from base 191 to 793 and encodes 200 amino acids.
CGGCCCUUAACAGCGGCGCGGUCCCGGGACGCCGCAUGUGAGCCGGGAGGGCAGCGCCGCCCCGCACCGCCCCGCACCGCCCCCGCGCACCGGCACCGCACCGGCACCCCGCUCCCGACCCGGCCCGGCCCCGCGGAGCUCCGGAGCAGCCGGCACCACCCCCGUCCGCCCCCUACACCGGCACCCCACCAUGAGCAACCUCAACAAGGACACCGAGCACACCAACGGCAGCGGCAACGUCGAGGAGGAGGUACGGACGCUGUUUGUCAGUGGCCUUCCUGUGGAUAUCAAGCCCAGAGAGCUCUACCUACUCUUCCGACCAUUCAAGGGUUAUGAAGGGUCACUGAUCAAGCUAACUUCAAAGCAGCCAGUUGGUUUUGUGACCUUUGACAGCCGGGCUGGUGCUGAAGCAGCAAAGAACGCCUUGAAUGGCAUACGCUUCGACCCAGAGAACCCCCAGACCUUGCGGUUAGAGUUUGCUAAAGCCAACACAAAGAUGGCCAAGAGCAAGCUGAUGGCCACGCCAAACCCCACCAAUAUCCACCCUGCCUUGGGCGCACACUUCAUUGCACGGGACCCCUAUGACCUGACUGGAGCGGCUCUUAUUCCAGCGUCCCCAGAAGCGUGGGCUCCCUACCCACUGUACACCACAGAGCUAACCCCUGCCAUCCCCCAUGCCGCCUUCACGUACCCGGCGGCCGCUGCUGCGGCCGCUGCUCUUCACGCUCAGAUGCGCUGGUAUCCUCCCUCCGAAGCUACCCAGCAAGGAUGGAAGUCUCGUCAGUUUUGUUAGUUCGUUACGUCUCUCCUCGGCUUGUGUUCCUCCUCCCUGCCUCUCCGCGGAGGGAUGUGCCAGGGACGAUCGCUCAGACUCCUCUCGGUUUGGUUUGCAGCCAGCGGACAAGGCGCCCGGCCCCUGUGCGCUCUCCCCCCCCGGGGCUGCCAGCAUCCCCUCUCCCCGGACUGUGAAGCCGCUGCGGCCCCCAGCCGUGCGCUGCCUCCAUCCAUCCCUCCAUCCCUCCCUCCAUCCCCAGGACAUCCUCCCUGACUGAGCUUCGCCGUCCGGCUGUGCCGAAACCCAGCCGGGGGGGCUCAGUCCUGGGUUUCCCCGGGCUUGCCCUGCCCCGGCGGCUCGGCUGAAGGAAACGAAAGGCAAUGGGUUUUGCAUGUUUUCUGGCAUGAAUUAAAACACUUAACUUGUGUAUGUGUGAGUGUAAGUUUGUUUGUUCUAGCGUUUGUGUAACCGUUAGCAACAGGUCUUGGCCCAACGGAUUGAUCCAUCAAGGUUUUCAUCUUGCUUCGGUGAAGACUUGGCUUUGAGAAAUACUAACUGUCCUUGUCUCACCCCUUCUCCCACCUCCGCCCUCCCCUCCCCAGUACGACCAGAAAAAUUUGAAAAAUGUUUCUUUUUUUUUUUUUCCAAGUACGAUGCACUGGGUUUCUGUUUUCAUCCAUUCUUCUCUGGUUUUAAAGUCAGGGUUAUUAUAUUAUUUUUUUCUUCUUCUUCAGACUUCUAUAUAUAGAAUGGCUGUAAAAUAUCUAACCUCUUUUUUUUUUUCCACAUCCUUCUGAUUGGAGAGCAUCCAGUCCUGCCAAAUAAUCAGCCAUCCUUAUGGGAAUACCGAACAAAAAAAAAAAGUACGAGUAUUUUUGUACCAUGUGUAAUAAGGAAAUAUUUAUGCAUCAUAAAGAAUUUCUUGUGUGUUUGUGUGCAAUUAAUUAUUAUUAUUAUUAAAGAGAAAUUGUAAUCCUGUAAGAUAAGUUAAUGUUUAGUUAAAAGCUUGAACGAGAAGGGUUGUCUUCUGUAACAAUGAUUCAGUCAGGCAUAGUAAACGAGAAAUUGUGCAAUUUUUGUUUUAGCAUCUUAUUGCUUGGUAUUGAAGUGCUUUAAGUAUUAUACGACCAUGGCUGUCUCGCUUGUAUUAAAGAUUUGAGAAUAAGUUGCUAUAUAAUUGCUGAUCCUAUGAGAAUGUGAAACUGGAUAAUAUAUGAAAUGCAACCAAAAAAAAAAAAAAUAUACCCAGAGGCUGCUGUGACUCUU